CACGUACGGCCGCGGGGGAGAUUCGAUUCAGUACCCGCAUCGCGAUCCGACCCGGUGGCCCCGAUCCCCGAUCGCGCGGCGGCGCCGACCGAUCACUUGCCAUACCCGGCGCAUCCGUCCUUCCCUGCCGCGCCGUAUAAAUAGCGCCGCCCUGCCGGCGUGGGGUCUGCCGGUAGUAGCCACCAGCUACCGUCGUCUCGCACGCACGCCCAUACCACACCCGCACGACACUCCAAUCCAUGUCGACGGAGGCCUCAUCGAAGGCGGCGGCGGGCGGUGAUCGGAGCCGAGGGGACGACCUGCAGUGCCGUGGGCGGGGCGGCGACCGCGCCGAGGAGAUGCGUGGUGCUGCGGCCAAGCAGGACGGCGGGGUGCUGCCCGUCGUCGGCGACGACGCGGGGGUGGUCGUGGUGGAGCCCUGCGUCAUCGCCGUCGACGACAGCUCCAUCGACCGCGCCCUUGUCACCGCGCUGCUCCGGCGAUCCAACUACAGAGUCACGGCCGUGGACAGCGGGAAGAGGGCGCUCGAGAUACUGGGUUCGGAGCCGAAUGUGAGCAUGAUCAUCACGGACUACUGGAUGCCGGAGAUGACUGGCUACGACCUCCUCAAGAAGGUCAAGGAAUCGUCGGAGCUCAAGCAGAUCCCGGUGGUGAUCAUGUCCUCCGAGAACGUGCCGACACGGAUCAGCAGGUGCAUGGAAGAAGGCGCGGAGGACUUCCUGCUCAAGCCCGUCAGGCCGUCGGACAUCUCCCGCAUAACCACCCGGAUGCUGCACUGAUCAUUGGCCACCACAGUGGUCAGAUUGUUAGUAGUGUUUUGCAGUUACAGUAGACGUCAGAAUAGCUAUUAGACUGUAACGGGGCACGACUAGCUUGCUGCUUCAGUAGUAGCAGGAGUUAUCUCUAAGCUUCCAGUAGCGAGUUUCUUAAGAUAAAGAUGUGUAACCAGUGCAUGGAUCGUUUCGUUCAAAUGAAAAUUACAGUGGCGGACCCUUUUGCCACUAGCAAGUUUUGUUUUCUUA
Molecule: messenger RNA, 1022 nt
Organism: Panicum virgatum (switchgrass)
Lineage: Eukaryota; Viridiplantae; Streptophyta; Magnoliopsida; Poales; Poaceae
Product: two-component response regulator ORR11-like
Exons: 5
Coding region: 240-779 (179 amino acids)
Biological process (GO): cytokinin-activated signaling pathway; phosphorelay signal transduction system
Source: RefSeq, a predicted model, not a curated record